Molecule: messenger RNA, 1152 nt
Organism: Pantherophis guttatus
Lineage: Eukaryota; Metazoa; Chordata; Lepidosauria; Squamata; Colubridae
Gene: PDC
Product: phosducin
Biological process (GO): regulation of G protein-coupled receptor signaling pathway
Cellular component (GO): photoreceptor outer segment
Source: RefSeq, a predicted model, not a curated record
UAUCUAUCUAGCCUCAAUUGUUAAGGCAUCCAAGACUCACAAACACUCGGCCUCACCGGAUCAAGAUUCUUGGGGAAUACAUCAGAAAACCUGGGUUUGAUUAUCUGAGUUCACAAGUCUCUACCAGCCUGUUGCAAUCAUGGAACACCAACCAAGUAUUAAUUUGGAAGACGAACUUGAAGCCCCAGAAGCUGUACAUACAGGACCUAAAGGGGUGAUCAAUGACUGGAGAAAAUUUAAAUUGGAGAGCCAAGACCAAGACCGUCUUCCUCCAAGUAAGAGAGAGCUCCUCAUCAGGCAAAUCUCUUCGCCCUACAACUGUCAGAGCAGAGAUCAUAGAGACAUCAGAGAACGAGUCAGUCGUAAGAUGAGUGUGCAAGAAUAUGAGUUGUUGAAUGUCAAAGAAGAUGAGAGUUGUUUACAGCAAUACCGGAAGCGCUGCAUGAAGAACAUGCACGAGCGAUUGAGCUUUGCGCCAAAGCACGGCUACGUUUCUGAGCUGCAGGAUGGGAAGGAGUUCCUGGAAGCUGUGGAGAAAGAACACAAGGCCACCACUGUAAUUGUCCACAUCUAUGAAGAUGACAUCAAGGAGUGUGACGCACUCAACAGCAGCCUUAACAGUCUUGCUGCUGAGUAUUCCAUUGUGAAAUUUUGCAAAAUUAAGGCUGCUAACACAGGGGCAGGAGACCGUUUCUCCAGUGAUGUUCUUCCAACACUACUUGUCUACAAAGGUGGGGAGCUUAUAAGCAAUUUCAUUAGUGUGACCGACCAACUGAAUGGAGAAUUUUCUACUACAGAUGUGGAGACUUUCUUAAAUGAAUAUGGGUUACUCCCUCAGAAAGGAAUUCCAGAACUUGGCAAUGGUGACAUGAAUGAACAAGAAAUUGAACAGUAGAUAUCUAGUAUUUCAUCAUCUGUGCUCAGUGAAUUUUUAGUUUGGAUCCCAUUUGGGGCCAAAUUUACGUAGGAAAUGCUGCAUAUAGAAGCAUUAAAAAAGACUUAUUAGGAAAGUAUAGAAAGAUAUAAAAGAAAUAAGGGAUGCCCAGGUCUUAGCCUGAUGAUCCCUUUUUGUUUUUUCCUCUUCUUUUCACUUUUACAAGAAAUAAGAGAACAAAUUAGGAUUGGUGAAAUCUUCUUACCAAGGGGAUGCAA